AUGAGCAUCAAUCCCACUACCGCCCACCCCAGCCCCCUACCCCUACCGCCCACCCCAGCCCCCUACCACUACCGCCAACCCCAGCCCCCUACCCCUACCGCCCACCCCAGCCCCCUACCACUACCGCCAACCCCAGCCCCCUACUCCUACCGCCCACCCCAGCCCCCUACCCCUACCGCCCACCCAAGCCCCCUACCACUACCGCCCACCCCAGCCCCCUACCCCUACCCCUACCGCCCACCCAAGCCCCCUACCACUACCGCCCACCCCAGCCCCCUACCCCUACCACUACCGCCAACCCCAGCCCCCUACUCCUACCGCCCACCCCAGCCCCCUACCCCUACCCCUACCGCCCACCCAAGCCCCCUACCACUACCGCCCACCCCAGCCCCCUACCCCUACCCCUACCGCCCACCGCAGCCCCCUACCACUAAGGCCCACCCCAGCCCCCUACCACUACCGCCCACCCUAGCCCCCCUUCCCCUACCGCCCACCCCAGCCCCCUACCACUACCGCCCUACCACCCACCCCAGCCCCAAACCCCUACCCAUACCGCCCACCCCAACCCCCUACCACUACCGCCCACCCCAACCCCCUACCACUACCGCCCACCCACGCCCCCUACCCCAACCCCCUACCCCCUACCCCUACCGCCCAUCCCAACCCCCUACCCCUACCGCCCACCCCAGCCCCCCAACACCUAUUACUACCGCCCACCCCAGCCCCCUACCACUACCGCCCACCCCAGCCCCCCAACACCUACCGCUACCGCCCACCCCUGCCCCCCAACACCUACCACUACCGCCCACCCCAACCCCCUACCCCAAAAAUAUCAAUUGGUCGCCCCCUUAUGCCAGCUAUGCCAGCUAUGCCAGCUAUGCGUUUGAAAUAUAA
Haliotis rufescens (red abalone) is the source of this 894-nucleotide messenger RNA. Its product is annotated as vegetative cell wall protein gp1-like. Lineage: Eukaryota; Metazoa; Mollusca; Gastropoda; Lepetellida; Haliotidae. The coding region runs from base 1 to 894 and encodes 297 amino acids. The transcript has a single exon. The record is from RefSeq and is a predicted model, not a curated record.